Molecule: messenger RNA, 2817 nt
Organism: Lachancea mirantina
Lineage: Eukaryota; Fungi; Ascomycota; Saccharomycetes; Saccharomycetales; Saccharomycetaceae
Source: the annotation of a GenBank genome assembly
AUGAAAAGGCACUUUCACACAAGUGUCAGAACAUUGAGACGAGCUGCGGGCUCAGGUUCCCCUUCAAAAGAUGUGCAAGCGAUCAAAAAGACAAUCUCUAGAAGCACUACAGGUAUCGAACCUCCGGUGGACAUCAAGAGUCUGGAAGAAAUACAAGAGGGUCUGAAUAGUCGCUACUUCCAGCAAUAUUUCAAACCCUCGAAGAAAUGGUUUAGUCAAAAUUUUGGUACUGCUGAUCAGGAACUUAGGAACUUUCUGAACAUUGAUCCGCUGGCUCUGACUCCAAAUGAAAAGGAACAUUUGGUAGCCGGCUUGGACCCAACAGCGUUUAAUAAAGAUACAAACACUUUUUUCUUGGAUCCUACGCGGUUAUUGCGCUCACCGCUGGACGUGGGUGAUGUUGUUCUGCUCCGAUCAAAUCCAUCCCAACUCUGCAUGUGUGUCGAAGUACCCACUGACAUUGCCGAUCCGCGAUAUACAUUUGCAACAAUUGACGGUCAUAUGAAAUUUGGGACGAGAAAUAUGGUUUUACUGAGAAUGCCUUCAUUCCACCGUCGUGCUGUGAGCGACCUGGUUCAAGAAGAAACGACAGUCGCCGAAAUGAAUCGCAUUGGAACCGUGAAAAAUUCACCUGAACGCUCUUACAUUCUGCCAGUAGUAGCGCGCCAAAUGUUCACAUCAUAUGUUCCAUAUGAAAUUACACAGGCUGCAUGGAACAAUAUGCCCCUCAUAACUCGGAAGCUCGAACUCCUACACAGAUACCUUCAAAAAUCUUCUGGUCCUUGGCAAGUAUCUCUCUUCACUUUGUGCAAACUAGUUAUGGAAUUAGAUCUCCCUAGUUGCAGAUCGUUGUCGCCAGAGGAGUACAUACCGCAGGUUUUCCAGAAGGCUGGUUUGAGCGGAAAUUUUUACGCCUUAGGCGACCAAAACUUUGGCGACGAAGCCUUUGGCAGGAUAAGUGCUGCCGAGUUUCUUGCAACUUAUUGGGCUUUGAUUCAACAGCAAGAGGACAACUUGUGGGGUAAGAUCCAUGUGCACCGUGCCAUGUUGACCCCGAUUUCUGUCACCGUUUUACCGCUAGAAUCACAUCAUCUAUUUUACGAAAGAGCGAUCGCCAAGCUUGAGGCUAAAGACUAUGCGCGCAUCAAAAAAUUUGCAUCUUUCGUAAAUGAUUCAAAUUUUAAAGCCGCGUUACAGGACUUCCCAGAGAUUGUGAGGCUGUUGAAGGACUACGCCGGAAACAAUUUCAACAACAGCGGCCAAAUCACUGUCAUAAUUUCAAAGAUUUUUCGGCAUGUUGAAAGAUUCAAGGAUCGAGACGUCUCAAGAGAUUUGUGUCAUGACCUGCUGAAACUUCUGAUACCCGAUAUGACCAUCAAUCCUCUUCUUUUAAACAAUGAUCUAGCUCUGCCGAUUGCUUCUAAUAGGGCUGCUCUAGAGGAGAGAUUGCUUAAUAUCGUCGAGCCGGUUCUCACUGAAGAUUCUGGCCGGCAUGAUUUUGGUAAUAUGAACGUUUACUGCAUUGACGCAGAGACAGCUCACGAAAUAGAUGACGGCAUUUCUAUCGAGUGGCUUGAGGAAAAUUUAUAUGCCCUACACAUUCAUAUCGCUGAUCCUGUCUCGCUUUUCGAAAAUGCGUCGUCAAGCCUCGGGUUCAACGACGUAUUCAAUGUUGCGUUCCAAAGGGGCUUUACAACAUACCUGCCAGAUACAGUGCUGCCAAUGCUCCCGACCAAAUUUUGUCGCGCUGCGGAUAUGGGCCAAGACGGAGUCAGAACUAAAACGAUUUCAUUUUCUGUUAACGUCAGGGCUAAUAAAGAUGAUAUCAAUGUUGACGCUGACAGCUUCAAGAUAAGGCUAGGGCUUGUGUCUAAUUUCCCGAAAUUUACUUACAACGACGUGGAUCAGGUCUUGGACAAGUCAAAACAUUCGUCUUCUAACAUACAGGAGAAAGAGCUAUUCAUGCUGUACCAAAUGGCGCUUCUUUUGAGGUCUCGCCGAGUCAAAGACCACAAUGCAAUAAUUUUUGGCGAAGGCUUCAAUAAUGGCUUCGUGAGCCUAAACUCGAACGACGUAUGUGAGCCUAAUCAAAUCAAUUUUUCCGACCAGCGGGAAACUAAGUCAACCAUUUUGGUCUCUGAAAUGAUGAUUCUGGCCAAUACAUUAGCUGGCAAGUUCUUCGCUAAAAAUGAAAUACCCGGCAUUUUCAGAUGCUACAAAGAACUACCUCUCAAGGCUAAGGCGCAAGAAGCCUACAGAGCCAUGCAACGCAAGUCAAAGUUUGGUGAGCUCCCGGGCGUCAAAGAAAUUACUAAAGUUUCUGCGUUACUUAAUUCAAGCUUCUACGCAGGUAAUCCCUCGCAACAUGAUAUGAUUGGUGCCAAUGAAUAUCUCACGGUCACGUCCCCCAUGAGACGAUUUGCCGAUCUGGUCAACCAUUUACAAAUUUACCAUCACCUCGAAAGAUCAACAUUCAAGUUCGAUAGAAAACAAAUUGAUAAAAUUGCUGCUCAAAUUCAAUCUAGAGACGUCAUUCUCAAAAACUUGUCACGCCAAUGCCAAGCCUAUUGGACUUUGAAAUUUUUACGAUCAUUAAUGGAAAAAGAUCCAAAUUUCACAGUUCCAGCGAUGGUAACCGCUGUACCCGAUAUGGGCUCUGUUCGAUGUGUUUUACCACAUCUUUCUGCAGCUAAAGGUAUAUUAAAACUUAACCUAUCGAAGGACUCGACCCCAAUAAUCGGCGAUAUAAUUCCUCAUUGCACCAUUUCUAAAUUAGAUUGUCUUGACGGCCUGAUAGAACUUGAAAUUGCUUCUUAG